CAAAUUCUCUCUGGAAAGGUGGCACUGGAUGAGAAACUCAACAGGGUGCAUAGAAGCAGAGGAGGCUGCCUUAGCCAUUGGUCCACGCAGCCCUAUCUGGAGGUGCCCCCAGGGCUUGAACCUGGGACCUUCUGCAUGCAAGGCAGAUGCUCUGCCACUGCGCUACAAUGGUGCUUCCCCCAACAGGCCUGAGGAGAGAGACACCACCCACGGCACCACCCACUGUCUCUCAGAGAUGUCAGUCACCAAAGCAGACGGAUGUGCGGACCAAUUCCACCGCACUCUUUGUGGCUACGGAGGAUACUGCCCCCGUUACAAGUUCAUGCUGGGCCAGACGUACGGGAAACUGACAUCGCAGCUGCUCACUAGUGCGGAGGCAGCGCACUCCGGCCAGCUGCUGCUGCAGCCAAACUACUCACUGUGCGAGACGCAGGAGGAGCUUCCGGAGCAGAGAGAGAGAAGACGUGGCGGAGGAAAGCUCCCCUUGCCUGGCAGCAGCAGAAUCCCAGGAUACACAGGAUUCAUUCCUCGGGCCCAAAACCACUUUGCCAAGACCUACAGUGAGAUCUGCAAGGAGGCCAGGAGCGAGUUUGCCAGACAGCUGGCGAGGGAGACUGGCAGGAAGGAGGCACGGAAAGCGGCUGGAGGAGAGCCUCUGAAGGACACCACCACGCCAGAGUCUAAGAUCCUCACUUCCAAGUACAAGAUCCCACUGGCAGCCGUGUCUAAAGCUGCUGCCCCAUAUGUGUCUCGCUAUGCCUUCAGGCCCCUGGGGUCGCCCUACUCACUGGAGGACAGCCGCCCCCAGAGGAACUUCAUUCCAGGCUUCACUGGUUUUGUACCUCGUGCCCAGUACCUGAUUGGGGCAAGCUAUCCAGUCAUCACCCACCGAGCUCUGGUAGAGUUUGAUCAAAUGCGUCAGAAGCUGAGGCAAGGACCUUCAGGGAGCUGCACAGAGGCCCAGGGAGAUGGAGAAGCCCUCCCGCCACUGGCCAAGACGUACCCCACAGACACGGGACUCCUGCCCUACUACAAGGGCUACGUGCCAGGUUACAAGUUCCAGUUUGGCCACACCUAUGGCCACCUCACCUACAAUGCUCUGGGACACAGCACUCUGGAGAAGCAGAUGUUGGAUGUGCUGCCAUGACACCACCACCCCCGGGAUCCCUCCAUCAGGCUUUGCUUGUGCCUCCUGUGUGUGUGUUGCAUAAAGAAAAAGAGCCAGCCAAAAUGGAAGAGACCCUCUCUUCCAGAAAACAGAAGGACACUUGGAUUUUUUUUGGGGGGGGGGAGUCAAAGGAUGCCGGGGGAGGGGUAGCCCUGCAUUUCGGGCUGGGGGUAGCCUAGAUGGUCUUUGAUUCCCCUCAUCUCUUUGAAUCUGUGAGUUCUGUUUUCCAUGAAGCCACACAUCCGUCAGAACCGUCAAGGGAGGGGAGACUUGGGGACAUCUGAAGCUCACGAUAAUUCCAGAGUGCACCAAUGUGUUCUCGGAAGCCCAGAAGGUCAGAAUUAGAUGCAUUUUCAUUUAUCAGCACUCCUCUUGCCUGAGAACCAGGAAAGCCACUGCCUGUCACAGGGGACAAUCCUGGGCUAGAGGAGGGUACCAGCCUCCCAGGAAGUUGGCCUUUGGAGGCUCUUGCUCAAGGGAUUCUGGGAAUGGGCACAUGGGAUUUGGGCCCAGAGGCCCACAGUACAUUUAUAUCAUUUAGAUGUUAUCAUCAGAAGCGUUUUUCAUCGAAGGCCAGUGUCUCCUUUUUUAUUCAUUUUGGGCUGUGGAAACUUACAUGUUUCAGCAUCUAGCAAGGGCAAGGGGCCAGAAAUGGAAAGUGGCAAGAUUAAAAAUAAUAAUAAAUCCAUCAGUUCAGGAGAUUAAACACUGGUGGGACAUUUUUCUUAACCAGAAGUAGCAAAAAAUAUCUUUUAAAAAAAAGCUACAAAAUGUUCAGCCACAUCUAGGAUCCAGUUGUUACCGGUCAGGAGUUAGCAGAACUACUUUGAAAUCUGUAGAACAUUAUGCAAACGGUGUCCUUUUUCACCUUCAGAGGGUAAGAGCUUCAGGUUUCUAGGUGAGGAGUAACUAAUCUGCUUCACAGGGGUAGAUGGGUGGGUGUGCACAAAGGUUGGAGGGAAGUUGGAGUGGCUGCCAGGACACCCUGUAACAACCUCCAGAUGAUUGAAAACACACAGAUGGCAAGUGCCAUCUAUUUACCACCCGUGCCAGGCCUUGGAGGAGUUCUGACGAUGAAGAGGAUGGCAUUAGGCACACAUAGCAGACCUGAGAGGUGUUCUAUCCUGUGCCCCUUUCUGCUCCCCCUUCAUGAGGAUUUCCUUUCCUUCAGCUGAAGUGUUCUGUGCUGUCAGGAUUUCAUAAGCAACAGCUCCAUGCGUUGAUGUACCAAGGAAUAAGAACACAGUUCUCUGACCUCCUGAACACAGUUUGGGAUGCUCUGGAUUUGGGCUCUUGCAGGAAAGGCUGUGUCCAGAUCCACAGCCAGCCCUAGCAUGUCAAUGCUGCUCAGGGAGACCUGACUGGCGCACACAUGCGUGUGAGACCUUGAACCCUGAUGGAAACAGACAAACAAAAGAUGCAUAGAGGAGGUCUUGCUAUUUCGCAUCCUUAGACUCUGAAACAUUGGCUUUGAGUUGCAAACACUCAUGGCACUUCAAACAGAUCACUCCCAUUUGCUGAAUGUUUUGUAAGUUGGACAACUCCAAAGCAAAAAUAUUGUAUAGUGAGUGAUUAAACUAGAUUGCAACUGGGCUUUCAUUUUGCUAU
Molecule: messenger RNA, 2776 nt
Organism: Rhineura floridana
Lineage: Eukaryota; Metazoa; Chordata; Lepidosauria; Squamata; Rhineuridae
Gene: CIMIP2B
Product: ciliary microtubule inner protein 2B
Exons: 6
Coding region: 29-1147 (372 amino acids)
Source: RefSeq, a predicted model, not a curated record